Talaromyces proteolyticus is the source of this 1051-nucleotide messenger RNA. RefSeq lists its product as uncharacterized. The record is from RefSeq and is a predicted model, not a curated record. Bases 290 to 862 code for a protein of 190 amino acids. The transcript has 4 exons. Lineage: Eukaryota; Fungi; Ascomycota; Eurotiomycetes; Eurotiales; Trichocomaceae.
AUUUUGUCUUCUCCGAAAUUUCCCAGGAGUCCGCAACCUGCUUCACAACUGUUCCGGCUCGAGGCCGGAAGGGAUCCGGCUAGCAGUUUACUCGCACAACAGACAGCCGAGAUGACAAGGAAUCUUCUGCACUGACAGCUGGAAGCUCCCGAAUGGCUAAUGAACACUUGUACUGUAAGUGGACAGUUACAGCAGAUAUGAUAAGAGGACAUUUCUUCGUUGCCGUCUCUAGAUUACAUCCCUUCACUGCAUUACCAACCGCGUUGUUGCGUCUCACACCUCCAAUAAGAUGGAUACUUCGAGUGUUAUAAGUAUCCACGACCUAAGCGGCAGUUGGGUGAUGCAAGGAAUCGCCUGGAUAACAAGGAAGGCGAUUGCGGCAGCAACGACGACCCUGAAGAUCACUCAGGGCUCCGACACGGAUGGCUCUACAUCGGCACGAACAGAAUGGAUGAGGUUAGAGCCUGCCUUGACUGGGGGUUUGAAGGGCAUUCCGGAGAAUCGUCCGUUGACGUGGGCCGAAUUCGAGCACAACGACACCCUCUUCGGACCUGUCAUUAUCCGUAGUCACUAUAUCGCCGGGGUGAAAAUUUCGGAUAGACGAUUCCGACCGGUUGUUGAGCUUCAGACCAAGGCUGCUGGGUCGAAUAUGGCCGUCAUGAACCUGGAAGUUGAAGCUGUAGAGGAGACCGUAGAAAAAGCCUUCAUUCACGACUUUGUCCGUAGCGUCAACUCUGGAUGGGCGGCUGAGCAGAUCUGGGCAGUGGAAAUAAUUGGCGAAGAGCAAUUCUUGACACGAAGGAUUGUAGUUGUGAAAGGCACUGCUACCGAGCUUGCUCGCGUUUUCUACAGACGUGUAUGAUGGCGAAGGUUGAUAAAGCAUGACUUUUCAACAGGGUGAGCAAGUCUUAGUGCCUGCACAAAGUACUACGCUAUAAUGUAAUAUCGUGUAAAGCUUCUAUAAAUUUAACGAUGUACCCUAUAGACAAUAGAUACCAUAGCCACCUACCCCGAUUUUAGCUUCUUAGGCUUAAGCGGUCUCUGAAAAGAA